CUAAAAUCUGAAACAGGUCUGUAGUCUGUAUGUGCCUUGGAUUUUACUUGAGGCACUCGUUGGUACUUUCAUUGUCAGUUUAGUUCAAGAAGCUUACCAUUACCAAGUCUGCAACUGCAACAUAAAAAUGUUUCGAAGUGUGUCUGGGCGCUUAUUGCAAGGUAAUGCAUUCAAUUAAUUAAAAAAGUUCAUUUGUCACAUGUCGAUAUGUCAACGUAUACUUUAUUAUAUUUAUAUACGUCAUAUAUUUUGUCUUAGAAUUAGUUCAGCCUGAACUUUUGUCAUUACUUAUUACUUUGUAACUUUUUAAUUUACUCUGACAAUAAAUUAUAUAGGCCUAAGCUAUGGCUAUGGGUAUGACUAUACUAUAACUACAGACUAUACAGUAAUAGUACAGUUACAGGCCUAAAUUCCUAACUGACUAACUGCCUAACUCUAACUAAGCGGCCUAAAUAAUAAAUAAUAAAUAAUAAUUAACAAUUGCAUAUAAUUAAUAUGAUUAUAAUAUAAAUGCCUGAGAUGGGACCCAACUAACUUACUAGUGAUUGAUAUGUUAAUAUAGGCCUGGGGUCGGAAACUAUGGCUCACAGCCAGAUGUGGCUCUAUUGAUUGCUGCAUCUGGCUCGCAGACUAAUGUUCGAUUAUAAAAAAAGUCGCAUUAAUGGUAAGAAAUACUCAUUAUUGAUUAGCAUCAGCAUAACAAUGUUAUUAAAAUGAAUUCAGAGACAUAAUUAUUGCAUUUUUAGUGUUGAAAUUACACUGAAUGCACACAUUUACUUGAAUUUUUAUUUUUAAACAUAAUGAAUGUAUGGCUCUCACAGAAUUACUUUUCAAAAUAUGUGGUGUCCAUGGCUCUCUCAGACAAAAAGGUUCCUCGACCCCUCAUAUAGGUCAUAAUAAAUUACUUCAGUUUCAGACUUGGCCUAGGCCUGAGUGAGUAAAGACUAAAGACUGACACUGACUUUAAUUGAAUUUACUUUAAAUUUUAAAUUAAAAUACCUACUUAAAUAACCUACUUAUAAUGACACACACAAAAUUUAAUGUCGCUAUUUGUAUUUGAUUAAAAUUCUAUCCACCCUUGCAUUAGCUCUGUUUUAAAUUAUAUUUAUAUAGCCCAUAUGUAAGAAAAAACGAAAUUAAGGGCCCCUGGCUCAAAAUAGAAUAUUUUAAAAUAGGUGUAAUAAUUCAGAAACCUUUUCGGGCAUAAUCACAACAACUCAACAAAGUUUUAUCGCACUCGAAUGAAUGGUAUAGGAGCGCAUACGCUUUGUAUUUAUAAACUCAUGUAAGAUAAAACGAAUUUAUGGCCCCAGCACAAAACAAAAUAUUUUUAAAUGGUUGUAAUAAUCCAGAAACCUUUGCAAGCAAGUGCACAACAUCUCACCAAAGUUUUAAAGUAUUCGGAUAAAUGGUAUAGGAGAGCAUACGGAAAUUUAUUUUUUACAAAGCUCAUAUCAGAAAAAAAAAAAUUUAGGGCCAACAGCCCAAAAUGGAAUAUUUUAAAAGGUUUGUAAUGACUCAGAAAAAUGGAUGGGCUUGUGGACAACAACUCACCAAAAUUUAUCGCAAUCGCGUGAAUGGUGUAGGAGCGCAUACUGGACAUAACAUACAUACAGAAAUUCAUUUUUAUAUAUUUUAUAGAAAAUAAAAUAUAAAAGUAAUUACUUUAAUUAAAGGCUUUAAUAAAGCCUAGAGUCUGGAGUCUGGUGGUGAAGGAGUUGAAUGAACUAUCUAGGCCCCCCCCCCCCGGAUUGAUUGGAUAAAAAUAUUUUAGACAAAAAUUAAUUAAAGUAAAGAGAAAAUAAAGAGAAAGAAACUAAGCUGAUGUCCUGUCCGUUCGUUCACCAUACAAAUACGCUACAGUAAAUUAAAACUACAUUCAAACAUUACUACAAAAUUUUGCCUCCCCCUGGAAAGUUAAUCGAUUUUUUUUGCCACCCCCUAGAAAGUUUUCUGCGGGCGCCCAUGUAUAUAUAUUAUAUAUAUAGAUAUAUAUAUAUAUAUAUAUAUAUAUAGAUAGAUAUAUAUAUAUAUAUAUAUAUAUAGAUAGAUAGCCAAGGUUUUUAAGUGCCUUCUUAUGUGCAUCCUUAAACAAGGCAUUAAAAUUGAUAAAUGCUUGUCAGCACAAUUCAACUUUGAACACAAAAAUCUAUUUUGCCAUUCUAAUUUACUUACCUGCAAAGGCAGGAAGGCCUACAUUUUAGAAAAUUAACAAUUGCUCAUAUGAAAUUGGAAAUUGUUUGUACCCACUUUGAUUGCAUCUAAUGUGUAGUAGAUAAAUGGCUGUACUUAAACAAGUAAUGUAUUUGGAGUUCCAAAUGAUCCUGAAAGAAAACGACAAAUUAUGUCUGUUCCCCCCCCCCCCCCCCCCCCCCCCCCCCCCCCCCCCCCCCCCACCCACUCCCCAACACACACACAUUCCCAGUGAAUGCUUUUUACUGUUAAGCUGUGUUUGUGGUAGUGCACUCUUAGCUUCUAAAGUCAGUUCACAUGAAAAUUUAGAGCUUCGUGGGGAUUUAUUUUUGAAAAUAAAAUAUCAAAAUUUAUUCAAUAUUUCUAUGCCAUUAUCAAACACUUUAUUGCUUAAAACUUCAAUAUGCAAAAAUUAAGUUAAUUAAGCCUUGCAUAUUGCAAUGGGGGCAGUGCAUUUCAUUUUUUAUAAAAUUUUGAUGUCAAGCCUAUCUGAAGAUUACCUGGUAUGCUUCUACCAAUGACAUACAAUUUGUAAAAUGUUUACAAAGAAAUUUAUUGCAAACACACUCUUAAGAAAUUUAAAGUGAACGUUGCCUAGAACUGAUGGGACCUAUCACUCCACUCACUUGCACUCCUCCCUCCCUUUUCUACCAAUGACUUUUAGCUUUGCUUGCCAGCGCCAUCUUAUGUGAAGUUUAUUGCCUUAAUUAGUGGUGUGUAUUUGUAUAAGGAAUUGUCUUGUGCACCAUUUGUCUAAGCUCUGUGUUAAAGUGGGCCAGAGUACCAACCACAUUUAGAAAAGUUGGACCAGCAGGUAGAUAAAAAAAUAAAAUUAUGCUUACUACAUCACAAAAUUUGUAGGAUCAGCUGAAUGAAUUUCAAAUCAACUGUCAUUUUUGUUUAUGUCAUAAGAUAUUUAGUCUUGUGAUAGUUAGCUGGAGGUCCACUAAGUCAACACAGAAAUCUUCACAGAAAUGUAUAAACUCAUGUUUCUCUGUCCAAAUCCCAUUUGUAGUUUAAUAGUGGUUUUUUUUUUCAUUUUAAAUGGGAUUCAGAAUGAUUGGAGUUCCAUUUCUCUUAUUCUUAUUAUAAAAAAAUAUUAUAAAAAAGUUAUAAAACAAAACAAAACCUAAUUAUUUUGUUUGUUUGUUAAGGGGUUUUGUGUUAUUAAUAACUUACGAUAUUUAAAAAGAAAUAAAGCUGUAAAUCUAUAGAUACUAUAAUACUUCUAAAAAUACAAGUUUUUUUCUUUUUAAGGUGUGUGCAAUCAUCAGUGUAAAAGUGCUGCUGCAUCAACAUCCACAGUAAAUGGACUUCCAGAUAUGCCACCCUGUGACUUUAAACCAGAUAAACAUCAGGUCUGAUUUUUCACAAUUACUAUUUUCAUAGAUUUUUUUCCAUUGUUAGCUUGCCCAAUCACCUACUUUGCCUUUUGUUUUUGUUUUUCUGACAAUGAGACUUGAAUGCUAAGGGGUUGUCUAUAAUGGAUGUCUACAUAAAAAAUGAAUUUUUUCCCCACCCCUUGUCUGCAUUUGGCUUAUCCCCCAUCCCCAAGAGAAGGUGUUUGCAAAAUGCCAGGAAGUAUAAUGAUUAUAAGGAUCAAAGAGUCAGUAGAGUUAAACUUCUAAAUAAGUCUGAUCAGGAAAUGUUAAUGUCUUUUGCAUAGGUUUUUCAUUCUUCAGGCAUCAUUGGCAGUAUUGCAAACAUGCUGUCAGACAAUGAUUAAAAAUCAAUAUAUAAAACCAUAUAAAAAACUUAAGACUUCAGUAGUUCUUUAUAAUGAUAGAUUUACACACAAAAAAAUAAGUGAAGUGACUAAUGAAAUAAUCAGUUCAAAAAAGUGACCAAAUAACACCUUUGUACUUUUAACAUAUUGUAUACAUUGUUUUUUUACCUUAACCAUUGAUAACAUAACAUAACUUCAGCAUUUUCAAUAUAACAAUUUGAGCUUAAGAUAACUUUCAAUUACAGUAUGACACUUUCGGCUUAAGUUAAAAUAACUUUCGACAUUUCGACAUCUUCAGUAUAACACUUUGGGCUAAAGAUAACAUAACUUCAACAUUUUCAACAAAACACAUUUGGCUUAAGAUAACAUCACUUCAAUAUUUUCAAUUUGACACUUUGGGCUUAUAACAUAACUUUGGGCUUAUAACAUAGCUUUCAACAUUUUCAAUAUAAAACUUUGGGGUUGAGAUAACAUAACUUCACCAUUUUAAGUUUAACAAUUUGGGCUUUUUUUCUCUGACUAUGUGAAUCCCUCUAUCAAUGUUACCAGAAAUAAUCUACAUGUUUUAGUUUGUAAAAUGCAUUUUAAAAAAAAUUAUAGAAUGAAUAUUUUAUAAACAUUUUCUAGGGACCUGACCUGAAAAGUGUUCUUGCGACCAGAAAGAGCAAUUUAAAUCCAGCACUUUUUACGUUCUACAAAGAACCUGUGUACAUCCAUCAAGGUCACAUGCAGUAUCUCUGGGAUGUCAGUGGCAAACGUUAUGUGGACUUGUUUGCUGGGAUUGUCACAGUCAGUGUGGGGCACUGUCAUCCGUUAGUAUUAACAUUUUUGUUGUAUCUAAACUUAGCUACUGUUCAUGUCAUUUCUUAAUUUUGAAAAUUCCCACACCUUGUUUCAGGACAUAAUUGUCCAUUUAAAAAAUAUUAAAUCUUAAGUUAUAGUAAAAGAUCCAUGACCUCACACUCUCCAGUCCAUUACCUCACGCUAUUCCAGUCCAUGAACUCACACUAUUUAAUCCAUGAGCUCACGCCAUCAAUUCUUGACCUCACACCAUCCAUGACCUCACACUGUUCAAUCCAUGAUCUCACACUAUUCAAUCCAUGACCUCACACUGUUCAAUCACAUAAGAUUUGGUUAUUUUUGUUGGGAUCUAGUGUAAGAGGAAUUAAAAAUUUAUAUGUAAAAAUAAAUGGUAAAAAGGUUUUGACACUAAAAGAGCUGUUUAACUGCCACCCCCAUAAUCUAUGAUAACAUGAGCCUUUGAUAAUCUUCUAACAUAUCAUAGAAUUAGUUCCAUCAGACUUAGGAAAUCCUAUUCACAUUUGUCAAUGUUUUUCAACUGUAUUUCUUUCCAUUGGCUAAAUGGUCAUGUUACUUUACCCUUUCCAGUACAGUGGUGGCAGCAGCAGGGAAGCAAAUGAAGAAACUCUGGCAUACAACAAACAUCUAUUUACAUCCCAAGAUCCAUGAGUAUGCAGAACAACUGGCGGCCAAGCUCCCUGGCAAUUUAAAGGUAGUUGAAUGCUUUUUUUCUUAGGUUGCUCUGUCUGUUUGUUAGUUUGUGUGUGGUCAUAUCUUGCAUCUCAAUUUUGACCCACUUCCUGAUCUACAAUGGGGCUGAAACUUAGUACAUUUACCCAACCCUGAUGUUAAUACAACCCUUUAUGAUCAGAAGGUCACCAGUGACCUCCACUGACGAGUGACCACUGCAAAUCCCUGCAUCUCAAUUUUGGCCCACUUUGUGAUCUCCAAUUAAGCUAGAACUUAGUACACUUUGACUAAAAAGUACAAAAUAAAACAAUAUUAAAAAAUAGGUUUUUAAGUACAUUCUUUUCUGAAAAUGUACUAAAAAUUAUAAAAUAAAUGUCCCCCAAAACUUUAGAGAUGUUACAGACUAAAAAAGCGUGGAUCACCCAAUGAAAUAAAAUGAUGUGGCAUGACUUGACAUAUACUAUGCUGGACACAUGUAUACAUUUGCAUCGCUGCAAGUAAAUGUAAUGUGACAUAAUUGUUGAGAUACAGAUUAUUUAAUCAUUAAAAUAAGUAUGAGUUCUCACAACCGCCUUGCAUUACUGUUGUUUGCUGCCAUUGAUGAUGGGGAUCUUGACAAGUGGAAUGAAAUAGCAAUACCGCUGCUGUUAUAUAUUUUUUUUAAAAUGUCAAGGUUGUUGAGUUUGCCAUUUUUUGUUGUUGCCAGAGUUGAGUGACACACAUUUCCAGACAUUUUUCAGCUUUACCAAGAAUUUUAAAUACAAUUACUACCUUUAUUGGUUGGAAAAGUCCUUGCAAGAUAUUUUUAAAAGUUUGAAGUCAUACACAUAUUUUUUAAAGAUUCAAAAUAAAUAAACUGAGCUAAAAUGUAAUCAUCAUCUCAUCAACUCAGUUGAAUUUUUUCUAGACACAAAAAAAAAUACUGCAAAUAAUGUGAGGCCUAAAAUACUGUUAUAAUGCUAGGCCUAAAACAAUGCCAGUACUCUGUUCUUGGAUGAAAUCAUUUCAUUCUAAGUAACAGCAGAUCUUGAUUGUGAUAAUUUUUAAAAAUAAAAAUAGCUGGCCAAUUAAUCUAGCAUGAGAUAUUUGUAUGUACAAUUUGAGACAAUUCACCACUGUGGUUUUGUGCACAUGACAGAGCUGCUAUUCAUGUUAAUGAAUUCAUUUCCUUAAUUUUAAGUUAACAUUAAAAAAAAAAAAAAUCCUUUUAGGUUGUCUACCUUACAAAUUCUGGUUCUGAGGCCAAUGACCUGGCUGUGCUGAUGGCCAGGAUGUACACAGGAGUAUUUGACUGUAUUUCUCUCAGGUAGACUUUGUCCCCAACCUUGCUCUUGUUCAAUACUUGGGUUCAUUGGGACAAUAUUCAGGAGGGCAACUAAGUUAAACUGAAUUUAGGUGGGCAGCGCUGUAUAAGUCUUGAACAUAAUUUAUUUUGAAUGUAGAAAAGCAAAUCAUAUAGUAUAGAUCAAGGUCUAAUAUUUAAUUUGGCUAAAGGCUACAUUUAAAUAUAUUAUUUAACUCCAAUGUCUAACUGAUUUGUUGUUAAAAUUGUAUAAUAAUUAUUUAUAUUGUUACUUAUUGCUACAGAUUGCUCAUAUGAGUAGGUGCUAUUUGGAAAGAAAUUAAAGAAAACUAUUCUGGGUCUAUAAUAAUUUGAGUAUAAUUAUUACAUUUGAGUUGUUAAGGUGUUUGUGGAUUUUAUAGCAUAAGUAUUUAACUGAAGCUUGUGCUACAGAAACAGGUCAUUAAUGUUGUUACCAACAGAAGCUGCGGUACAAUUCUUUUAUUAAAAUUUUUAAUGAAUGCAAUUAAAAAUGUAAGCACAUUUUUAAAGUGAUGAUACUGAUAAUGAUUAUAACAGUUUUAUAAAAAAAAAAAACACAUGAAUUUGCUCAUUAGAAAUGGAUAUCAUGGUGCAAGCCCCUACUUGAUGGGAGUUACUGCCCUUUCAACAUGGCGUUAUAACAGUCCCACCGGCUUUGGUUUUCAGAAUGCCAUGAACCCAGACCCCUACAGGGGUCCCUGGGGAGGGAAACACUGUAGGGACUCACCUGCCCAGGUAUAAUAUAUCUUCAAUGCUUUAGAUUGUUUUGAUCGUGAAAUGCUAAGUUAGUGUUACUAUAUGAUAGAUAGCGAGAUAAAUCAUCAAUGCUGAGAAUAGAUUGAUGAAAACAAUUUGCUGUGUUAUUCACCAAAUAAAUAGCAUCAUAUUCUUGACUCGUGCUAUGUCAUCAAUCUGAAAAUGACCAAAGAAAUACGUGCAGAGACAUCAAAGGAGUUGUAGAAAUCACAUAAAACAUUCAGUUUUCAAUAAUCCUAUCACUUUCUGAUCCAAGCUUUCAUGGAAAGUAGAUGAUUAAUUAUUCUUCUGUUUUGAACAGCCUCAGCGCCCAUGUGACUGUGCUAAAGGUCAGUGCGUAGCAUGUGAUAAUUAUGUGGACCAAGUGGAGGAUGUCCUCAGAUAUUCAAUGCCCAAAGGCCGGGUCGGCGCCUUCAUUGCAGAAGCUAUUCAGGUUAGAUUGGUUACAAAAAUCUGUGAAGUUGCCUUAAAAGUGAAAAAACACACACGUGAAGCUUUGCCAAACUUUGUUUCAAAUAAUUGUUAAUUGAGUGAAAAGAAACAAUCAUCAACCAAAUGAAAAAAGAGGAAUGUGAUGAAAUUAAAACAUUACAAUCACUUUUAAAUAAAUUUAUUUCUUGUUAAGUAAUUGGUGUGAAAGGUAAUAAUUUGCAUCUGGUGAAAUCAAAUAUCUAUUUUUAAUCUUUAAACACAGUGGUAGAUAUUUAAUAUUUUUUCCUUGAACCUUUCAAGUUAGAUGAGGAUGCAAUAUUAUGUUCUAAUUUCAUCACAUUUCUCUAUUUAAUGUGCUUGAUGCUUGUCAGUACUUUCUUGAAUCAAGAGGUAUUUGUGACAUGCAAUCAUUCAUAUUAUAUAAUUUUUUGUUGAACUUCAUAUGAAUAUUUCUAGAAAAUAACUAACCCAUAUCAAAAGUCAUUAUAAAAACUGCAUUGGAAUAAAGAUAAAAAGAAGCCUUGUUUUGAAAUAGCGUCAUACACAUCCUCAUUUGAAUAGAAUAAUGCAUGAAUGAUUCUUCAUAGUGUAAACAAAACAUCUAUACAAUUUUCAUUCACCUAGGAUCUUGUAUUAAUUUGACAUUUUUUGGUAUUUAAAAGUUCCUAAAUUCUCUUCAAAUGACAGAUGAUUUUAAUUAAAUAAAGUCAAAUUUCUUCAUUUAAUUUUGUUUUCAGCUUUUAGAUUUUGUUCCUUCGACCUGAUAAAAAUGAUUAUUGACAAAUUGGAACUGACUUGUCCCUCUUAAUUUAAUGCAUGAUUUGAUUUUAAACUUUUAAAUCAUCAUUUUGUCACAGGGUGUUGGUGGAUCAGUUCAACUGCCCGAUGGUUAUCUGAAAAAAGUUUAUGAGAAAAUCAGGGCUGCUGGAGGACUUUGUAUCGCUGAUGAGGUUCGUUGUACUCAGAAAAUUUUCCUGUAAGCUGUUAUUGAGAUUAAUAUCUUUGAUGCUCAUUUGUUUUAGGGUCCUCAAAAUUCCAAGAAAUCACUGGUCUUGCUUUUCUUUAUCUGUGUCAUUUCCAUGCUCAAAAAGAUUAGUUCUAAUAUAGAAAAUUAAGGGAAAAAAUGUUUAGAACUCCAACCCCAAGUCCAUGUUUAAAUUCCAGCACAGCUUUAAUGCUGAUAUAAAAAUAUGCUGCAGAAUGAAAUAACAGAGCCAAAAAGAUUUGGUUCUGCCUCCCAGGCUUAAAGCUUAUGGGAAAGUGUACCUUUAAAAUAAUAAUAAAUCACAUGAUUAGUGGUGUAUUGAAUAUAGAGCAUGAAAAAUGUUUUAAAAAUACUUUUUAAAAUUUGAAGAGACUUAAGACAAUGUCCAUCAAAUGAAUUCAAAGAGGCCUGGCGCAGAGUAACAAUGAAUUAGCUUGAUAAAAUUCUGUUUAAAAAAUCUUCUUCUUUCAGUAAAUUGUAUUUUUUUUAAACCCUUCAUUCAGGUACAGACAGGCUUUGGCAGAAUGGGAUCCCAUUACUGGGGAUUUGAAACUCAAGGAGUAGUGCCAGAUAUUGGUAAUAGAAAUGUAAACUAGCUGUUGUUUUCACUGCUAAUAAUUCUAACAAUAUUGAAUGGACUGCUGGCUGCUUGUUAGUUUCAAGAAUAUUCUCAGUUUUUUAAAAUUCAGCCUGUCAUUUUUGCCAGAAGUCAAACGCAUAAGUGAUUGUUUCUCCUCCUCAGUUACAAUGGCCAAGGGUAUCGGCAACGGAUUUCCAAUGGGGGCUGUUGUGACUACUCCUGAGAUUGCGCAGACCAUGGGGAAAGCUCUUCACUUCAAUACAUUUGGAGGCAACCCAGUGGCAUCGGCUGUUGGGUUAGCUGUUCUUGAAGUGAGAAUCCCAUAGUUUUGUUUUUUGUUUUGGGGGGGGGGGGGGGGAUUGUAUACACCUUAGUUAUACGCUCAGUUACAAUAAAACAAAGAUAUCUUUUAGAAUGCCCGACAGAUGUAAUGACAUGGAUGCUCCUCAAUAGAAACAUGUAUUAUUUCAUCUGAUUCAUGUGCUAGAGUUGUUUUGUGAGGGGAUUGUUAAUAAAUCCUUACUGGUCAUUUCUUAACUGUAAAUGUCUAGUUUUCAUAUCAGUUUGAAAUUAGACAAAGCAGUAUGCCUAGGAGGAAGUUGAACAAAAUCUUUAGCUUUCUUGAUGAAUUACCAGGUAUAAGCGACCUCUGUUUCUUGCCAUUUAGUUCAUAUCUUGUUCAUUCCAUGCAAUUUGUUCCAUCUCAGAAAAUUCCAGUUUUAUAGUGCCUAGUUAUACCAAGAAGGACAUAGUGUUUGGUACACACAUUGCUCUUCAUUACAAACUCCACUUUAAUUUCUUUUAAUGUUAUAUUCUAUUGGUCAUAUGCUCUAACCUUGUUAGCAUCAAACCAGCCAUAUUUUUGGACAAAUGUUGAUAUAUCUCAGUGUUAACUUUGUUAGUUGGCAAAGGUUUCUUUAGUCUUGUUCUUCGAUUGAUGUUCAGUUUGAAAUUUGCAGGUGAUUGAAAAAGAGAAGACACAGGCCCUAUGUGCUGCAGUUGGAACAUAUUUCAUCAAAGAAUUAGACAAGCUAAGAUCUGAGUUUGAGGUGGUGGGGGAUGUCAGAGGGAAAGGUUUGAUGAUUGGUCUGGAAUUAGUCAAAGAUAAGGUAAUCCAUAACAAUAUUUUAAAAUGAGUACAUCUUUCUUUUUUUUGUUUUUUGUAUCUAAAUCUUGUUGCAUUUUACUUGAGUAUCAAACCAGUGAAAUGAAAUGGGAAUUUCCAAUAAAGUUCAUUAAAGUUGUCUUCAUUUACAUUUAUAAUUUUCCAAGAAACUGAUGUCUUCUUCAUUAACCUCAGAAUUUUAAAAGAGUUAUUUAACUUUAUCUUAUUGUAAAAUUCUUGCUAACACUGGUCAUAAAAAUCAAAAGAAGAAGUCUCCUGAGAAAAAGUGUCUGGCCCUUGAAUUAUUGUUAGACUUGACAUGUUGGGGACAUGGCCAAUAAUUUCAUGAGCUUGUUGGGGCCACAAAAGGAAUGGUGCUGGUAGUUCUGUUUUGACCAAGCUUGUUUGGGCCACAUUGAUGGGAUAGUGCUGGUAGUGCUGUCCUGAGGCAGCAUGUCAGUCCCACGCCAGUCUGAAGUCAUCAAGGCCCUACAAAAUGCCUGACAAUGAAAAGGUUGUUUACUCCAGAACCAUUUCUGUAACUGAUCCUCUCACCCAUGUGUGAGAUGUAUGAUUUUUUUAAACCUAAACUAAAAUCAAUGUUUCCUUGCUUCUAGGCAACACGAGCUCCUCUCCCAGCUGAUGAGGUAGCCUCCAUUUGGGAAGACACUAAGAACAUGGGAGUUCUCAUUGGUAAAGGUGGACUCUAUGGCAACGUAAGUCUUUUUAUCUCCUCAUUCAGCCGUAGUAGUGUUGUUUUCUGGGUUUUUUAAUACCAGUCACAAUGUAAAUAAUUAACAGUUAUUUAUUAAAUGUAAAGCUUUUUUAAAUUUACAAAAAUUAUAGUUCAUGGAAAUAAGUGAGGUGUGAGAAAUACCAACAUAAGGAAUUAAAAAUAACCAGACCAAAUCAUUAAAUGAAUCAGUUACACCAUUUUAAGCUACCUGUCCAUUUAGUCUGAGCAAUUCUUAAAUUAUUUGUUUUAUAAAUUUGCAUAAGUUUUGUGAACUAUAUGAAUUUGUUGGUACCAUUAAUAAUGUUUUAAAAUUUAAAAAUAAAAUGUAUUCUAAAAAUUUCCUCUAGUGUUUGCGAAUCAAACCUCCCAUGUGUAUCACCAAAGAAGACGUUGACUACAGCAUGGCUGUUAUAAGAGUAGCUCUACAGAAUCACGCCAGCAAGAAGUAGACUCGAUCCAUCAGGCGUUGGCUCAUGUUGCACUGUUUUGUUGCACAUGGAAAAAGAUAAGCAAAGAAAUUUCUAGACAAAUUUGAAGGGUAACCUCAUUAACUGGAAAUAAUUUCCUACCAACAUAUAUCAAAAUCAAAAAACGGUUUAAGUACACACAUUUUUGAGGAGCUAGACAUAGUAGAUAAAUGGACAAGCCUUUAAAAAAAACAACAACCUGUGUCAAUCAUUCCAGUUCCAUGAAUAAUUUGUCUGAUUCUUUUGUUAAGUAAACUGAAAUAGAACUUUUUGGGGGAGAAAAAUAUGUUAAUUGAGCAAAAAAUUUAAUCAACUCUUCUGUAUAAUUUUAUAAGGCAAAAUCAAUGAAAUGUGUACAUCAAAGAACUCUGUGAGUGGGAGUGGUUGGACCAUAUGUAUUACUAUAUAUUCAAGACAUUGUUUAUUUACUGUGAUCAAAAGUUGGAAGUUUGCCAAAUUUUUUUGUGUCAUAAUAACUGCAAUUAUUUUUUUUCCUACUUACUGUGGCCAUGUGACUUUUGUGUUUACAAUAUAAGAUUAUUUUACAUUAUUGAUUUGAUGAUCAUAUGUAGAGUUUUUUCAACCCUGUUAAUCCAAGGACACCUCAAUUUAUGGACUGUGCGGAGCAAACUCUAAUGGAAAAUAAUUUAGUCCUAUCUUACCUUGUACAUACAUUUUUACUCCAUUUUAUCAAAAUCUUGCCAUACACAUGUGAACGCAUCGCAACAGACCAGUGAAAAGUUGUAUUCAGUUUGUCAGCCAACAGAACAUUGAAGUAUGAAAGCUUCUCCAUCACAAAAUAGGCAAAAAAAGUGCGUAAUUUUUUAAAAGUUUUUUUAGAUAGAUAAUAAAAAAUUAAAUAUCCCUGUAUUAUUGAGCUAAAACAAUUUAUUGGUGUGUUAUGUUUUUUUCCCAUAAAAGUAUUUGUAUGUUUCUAUCAAAGUCUCUUAAAUACUUUAGAUGAUAUAGUAUUUUUUAAAAUCUUUUUUUAUUUUGUACAUGAUAUAUUAGUCUAAAGCUUUCCUAUACAAUGGUUCCUUUUAAAUUUAAUGCAUGUGUACCUUGUUUUAUGCAUUGUUGGUUGUUAGUUAGUCAAUCUCCCCUUGUGUUAAAAUAAGAAAUUUCAAAUUUACUUGGCAAAAGAUGAUGUACUGGAUCCAUUGUAGGACACCCAAGAUGGCAGUUCUGAAAAUGUGUGUGGUUUCAGUAAAUGACAUGUUUGUUUCUGCUACAUCAGGUAUUAACAUUAGUGCAUGCCACUGAACAGGUUUUCAUCAACUUAUUUUCAAAUAAGCCACAUUUUGUUGUUUGCUGUGCUAGUCAACUUGCAAUUGCUAAAGAGAAGUAUUACAGAAAAUGUUGCAACAUCCCUUUUUGAAAAAUGUUUUUUCAAUGUGUGUAACAUUCUUGCGGAUUGAUACUAAAAAUCAUGCCUUAAUAAUGAUAAUGUUUGGCUUAAUAAGAAUGUCCUGGGAAAUGCCUCACCAUUUUGUUAUACGCCUCGCCAUUUUGUUAUAAUGAAGUGGCAGUUCUCAAUGCAUUAAAACAUCUUAAGAGUCUCUGUCAAGAAAAGCUUUUCACAUUACAGUUUUUAAUGUGUGCAGUUGGUCAAGUCACAAUUUGCUGUGUUUACAUGUUUAACAAUUUCUAAUUGAGGAGACUUAAAGAGAAUCAUCCCUUCAGGUUUCUGACAAUAUUUUUAUUUUCAUAGUUCUUCAAAGUGAUUUUGUCUAUUUCAGUAUGGUAUUUUGAGGGAUUUCAGGUUGAUGUUUUUUCUUUACUGCCACCAACUGCUUACUGUGCCUUAAAUGAGUAGUCAGUCUCCACAAUUAUUGUUAUUCAAACCUGCCUUUUUCAAAUAUAUAAGAAUAUUAUUUAUUACGUUAUCUUCGGAAAAGCAUGUUUCUCCUUGUUGAUACAAAAACAAACUCAUUUACUCAACUAUGAUUAUCACUAUGGCUUAAAUCUACAGAUAAUGCUGUACAUUGCCAGUUACUUAAAUAACUGUUUGUAGUUAUUUUUACAUCAGUGAUUUUUUUCUUUAUAAUAUGUAUAUAAUUUAUGAGGACCGGUGUCAAAGAAAGCUCACAGUAUUCACUAGUAAAUAUAUUUUCAUCAUUUUAAAAAAAAUUAGCUUCAUGUAAUUUCAAGCCAAUUGUUUACUUGUUAAGUUCAUCUACUUAACUUGCAAUAUUGAAACAUACACACCACACUUGACCACCUAACAGAUGUCACUUGUAUUGUUUCAUGAGUUAACUAUUGUUACAUUCAGCGCCAGGCCAAAUAUUGUUCAUAUGUUUUGUGUCUUAUAAUUCUAAAUCAUCAAGACUUCCUAUGUUGAAUUUAACCAGUGUAAAGCUGUUUUUACCGUAAUAAUUCUUCAAUAUUUCAAAUUCACUCAUACCUGAAUCUCUUUUUUUUGUCAAUCUUAUGAAAAAAUAUGAUAUGACCGAUUUGGGAUCAGUCAUUUCUAUUGUUUGCUUCACCCAAGAAAAGCACUUUGCAAAGUUAUAAAAUGAAUUAUUAUGCAAAGUUAUCGUUUAAAAUUGAAUGAGUGAUUGACGUGCAUGAUGAAUCUCCCACCCACUGAAUGUUGUUUUGACUGUGAAGGACUUGAAAUGUAAAAGCUUUCAUUGAUAUUAUUAUAUACAUAGUUUGUUUUAUUAUUACUUCCCUGUCUGCUUGUGCUCUUGGUAGAUUAAAGAUAGUGAUGGCUUGAAUUUUAAUGACAGUUUUUUUUUUAAAUUUUGACAGGGACAAAGAGCAUUAAACAUUCUACUUUAAAAACUAUGUUCCAAAUUUUGGCUAACAGCUACAAGGGGACAUGACUACUUAGUGUUAAGGGGACAUUACUUAGUGUCUCAUAAAUAGUGGGGUCUGCUAUAAUAUAUCUCAAAUUAUUUGUUUGUGGAAAAAAAUGAAGUGAUCGGUAUAAUAACUAAUGAUGGGAAUGGCUCUAUGAAGACUUUGAUUUAAUGUGAGUUUUUGUUUUCUUUAAAAAAAAAAAAAGAUGACAUCAAAUUAAUUGUGUCAUUUUCUUCAUUGUAAAUAUAAAUGAAAUAAUUAUUUUUUUCAAAACUAGAUCAAUAAUAACUAAUGAUGGGAAUGGCUCUAUGAAGACUUUGAUUUAAUGUGAGUUUUUGUUUUCUUUAAAAAAAAAAAAAAAAGAUGACAUCAAAUUAAUUGUGUCAUUUUCUUCAUUGUAAAUAUAAAUGAAAUAAUUAUUUUUUUCAAAACUAGAUCUAAUUUUAAAUUCCAAUGAAGGUAUUCAAACAGAUCUUUAAAAAAUUAGCAAACCUCUCUGAUGGAGAGUUCCAAUAUUCAGAAAAGGGCAACAACCUGUACCCAGGUUAGGGAUCACAGAUUCAUCCAUUCAUUAACUUGUGUAUACAUAUUUUGUAGUGACUAUGACAAUGGCUUCUGUAAUUAAAUUUAAAGCAUAACUCAUCUAGUCCUUACCAGCUAUCACACAUUUAUCAAAAUUCCUUUAUAAAAAAAAAAUGAUUAUAGUAUUGGAUUUAUAGUAAGCUAUUGUAUUGUAAGGUUAUAUCACAUUCAUCAUAGCUAUGCUAUCUUGAUUGUUUCAACAUUUAUUAAGUUAUUUAGAAAUUAAGUUACUGUUUUGUAACAUAUGUGAGAUUCGUAGUAAAAAAAAUCAUAGCUAUGCUAUCUUUAUGGUUUCAACAUUUAUUAAGUUAUUUAGUAAGUUACUGUAUUGUAAGAUCAUAUGAGAUUCAUAGUAAAAAAAUCAUAGCUAUGCUAUCUUGAUGGUUUCAACAUUUAUUAAGUUAUUUAGUAAGUUACUGUAUUGUAAGAUCAAAUGAGAUUCAUAGUAAAAAAAUCAUAGCUAUGCUAUCUUGAUGGUUUAACACUUCUUAAGUCAUUUAGUAUUGUAUUAUGAGGUUAUAUUACAUUCAUAGCUAUGCUAUCUUGAUGGUUGCAACACUUCUUAAGUCAUUUAGUAUUGUAUUAUGAGGUUAUAUUACAUUCAUAGCAAUGCUAUCUUGAUGGUUCAACAUUUAUUAAGUCAUUUACAACAUAAAUGUGAUGCUUGCUGUUUUUAUUGGACUAGCUUGGCAUUCAUAUUAUAUAUUAUAUAAAACUCAACUUUCUUCAUCAUAGUUUUGGGGUGUUAUGCUUAACUUUUAAUAUGUUAAUCAACUUAAUGCAAUAAAUAAAAUAACUAUCCUU
This is a messenger RNA of Lymnaea stagnalis (great pond snail), 15986 nucleotides long. Lineage: Eukaryota; Metazoa; Mollusca; Gastropoda; Lymnaeidae. The record is from the annotation of a GenBank genome assembly.